Messenger RNA from Arabidopsis arenosa, 1320 nucleotides. NCBI's taxonomy places the organism in Eukaryota, Viridiplantae, Streptophyta, Magnoliopsida, Brassicales, Brassicaceae. The record is from the annotation of a GenBank genome assembly.
AUUAACAAAUUGAAGAAAGACCUAGACAUAAAAGUUUCCUCUCUUGUCUUCUGAAUUCUAACAAGAAAUCAAGAAAUGGAUCAUGGAGAAAUGAGCACCAAGGAAACUACGAAUGUGAAGCUUAUACCCGGGUACGAAAAUGUGAUGGAGCUCGUGCAAAGAAGAGAAGAGAUGAAGACUAAGAUUUCCAGUCCUCAAGACGACGAAUUUGAUAUUAUAAUGGAAGUAGGAAAAAAGGAAGAUGUGAAGAUGAAAGUGUUCAUUGGAGAAAAGGAGUCUGAAGACAUACACUUGGAGGAAUUGAUUGAGUUCAGUAGAAAGCUUGAAGCUCUUCACCCAAAGGUGAAAACUUCCGAGGUUCCUCCUCUUGACCUUUCUUUUAAAGAUUCUGUUGCUGGUUUUGAUUCCCUAGACUUGUUUUGGAGAACUCCGAGUUUUGAGCAACUUAGAGUGGAAUUAUCCGAGGAACCUCUUGAUCUUUAUUUGAAAGAUUCGUUCAAUUCCAUCGGCUCUUUACGUCAUGUUUAUGUGGCUACUGAGCCAGAAUGGGUUGUUUCUGAGCCAUUUGUGCCUGUUUCUUGUGCCACCGUGAGUUUCAAUGAAAUGGAGGUGAAGAAGAGAGAUGAUCAAAAACAUAAGGGUGAGAAGGCCAAAAAGAAAACUCCUAAUGAUGGAAUCUUGAGCAUUUCUUCUUCAAGAAGAGCUGAAGAGAAGAAGAGUGAUGAUGAAGAUGGCAAAGAGGGCGACGAUAAGAGAGAGCUUCCUCUAGUUCCAUCUGUGAAUCUUGAGUCUUCGGUGUUAGAAGAAGAAGUGCAGAAGAAUAUGGCAACAAAGAGAACAAGUGAAGAGACAAAAACGUGUAGCACAAGUAACAAGAAGAAUAAAAACGAAGUGGUCAAAACCGUUUUAAACCAACCCAUUGGAGGUAUAGUUGGUCUCAGUGAGUUUCCUCAAGUUAUUGAGGAGCAUUGUUCUCCUCCCAAUGUACCACCACUUCCCAACCUCAAUCUCAAAACACACCCGCAGCCUCACCUCGGUGGUAGAGUUCGAAAGGAGCAGCCUUGAUAGCUGACUGAAUUUGAAGUUUUGAAGGCAACUACUCUCGCAAAGGGAAUGAGGACAUAUGAUGAAGUUUUAAUUUGUGCGGUUGUACCAUCCAAGAAGUUACCCAAUGUUUUACUCUACGAGGAUGAUGGUGUUCUUGUCUCAGAUUGUGGUUUGGUCAUUUGAUUUUGCAGCAAAGACGAGGCUUUUUCCCUUAUGUUUCUGUUUGUUUGUGAAUUGGCUCUUGAGGAGAAGAACGUCAAUGUGCUUGCUUAC